Messenger RNA from Monomorium pharaonis (pharaoh ant), 2198 nucleotides. RefSeq names its product calumenin-B (gene scf). Gene Ontology annotation, cellular component: endoplasmic reticulum. The record is from RefSeq and is a predicted model, not a curated record. The coding region runs from base 781 to 1764 and encodes 327 amino acids. Gene Ontology annotation, molecular function: calcium ion binding. The transcript is spliced from 4 exons. NCBI's taxonomy places the organism in Eukaryota, Metazoa, Arthropoda, Insecta, Hymenoptera, Formicidae.
UACACUUGUAUUUUAUUAUCGUUUAUAUAGAAUUAUUGUUUGAUAAUCGAGAAGAGAGUUGUACAGUUAGAAAUCUUAUCGUAUAUACAGACGAGUUUUUUAAUUCACCGAUUCAUCUGUAAAAGAAGCAUUUGCGCAAUUAAUCAAUCUAUAAAUUACAAAAAACUAUAUAUCUUCACUUUUAUAAAUUCAGCCAAUCGAAAAUUUAAAUUAAUUGUUGAUCUGGUCGACAUCAAUCUGGAUUUGAUCUUAAAGCAUAUAAGUAAAUCCAGCUGCGAAAUGUUCUUACAAGCCGCAAGAACGAGAACUGCACCCGGGACCGCGAGAGAGAUCUAAAAUAAGAAGAGAGUGGAAGGGGAGUAUCUCAUUUAAAGGGCGCUCGCAGUUCAUCCCGUCGUAAUCUACACGUUAUCUCGUUAUCUUCGUGUCGCGUGGUCCACGUGGAGGUUGCAGAUUCGCUUCACGGGGCGGCCGCCGAACGUCCGUCGCGCGUUCCUCGUCCGCGCGUCUUAUCGGUGGGUGGUGCGUUGUCCUCCCAUAGUUCCCAAGUGCCCAUACCCAUACGAGCGCGGAAGGUGGGGGUGCGUGCCGCGUAAGUACAGAGAUCGCCGUUCCUGCUGACUUGCUGAUGUGGAAGAAGCCGUGGGGGUCGUGGAAGGAGAGGUCCGUCGUUCCUCCAUUUCGGCGCGAGAGAGACGCCUCGUAGACUUGUCGUCGUCGUCGCGCCGCCUCCUCGAUCGCGCUUUUAUUCUCCUUUUUCCUGUUUCGGAACUCCGUGGAAUGCGAGCACCCAUGUUACUCCAAAUCCUCAUCGGAUUCUCCGUCCUAGCGACGGCGAUUCCGAAGCAGGCGAUUCCGGACGGCGAGCAUCGCGUUUUAAAUCAGGAUGCGGGCAGUAAGGAUCACUAUGUUCACUCCCAACACAAUCCGGCCUACGAUCACGAGGCCUUUCUCGGGGAGGAAUCCAAGACCUUCGAUCAGCUCACGCCCGAGGAGAGCACCAGACGGCUGGGGAUAAUCGUCGAUAAGAUCGACAAGGACAGCGAUGGUUACGUGACGCAGGAAGAGCUCAAGGAUUGGAUAAUGUAUACGCAGCAGCGCUACAUCAGGGACGAUGUGGAGCGUCAGUGGAGGUCUCACAAUCCGACGGGCAAGGAAAAGCUCUCCUGGCUGGAGUACAAGGAUAUGGUUUAUGGCGACAUGGAGGAACAUGAGGCGGAAAAACGGGAGAGCGGCAAAAGGAUGGACGAGACGGCCUCGUAUCUUCAGAUGUACAAAAGGGAUCGUCGGAGGUGGACUACCGCGGAUCUAGACGGCGACGACGCCCUGACGAAGGAGGAAUUCACCGCCUUCCUCCACGCAGAGGACGCGGAGCAUAUGAAGGACGUGAUAGUGCUGGAAACCAUGGAGGAUAUCGACAAGGACGAAGACGGAAAAAUAUCUCUCGCAGAAUAUAUCGGUGAUAUGUACAGGGGUGAGGAAGGUGAAGAGGAACCAGAAUGGGUGAAGAAUGAGAAAGAACAGUUUUCCUUGUACAGAGACAAAGAUGGAGACGGAUUCUUAAAUGCCGAUGAGGUGAAAACGUGGAUUAUUCCCGCGGAAUUCGAUCACGCCGAGGCGGAGUCGAGGCACUUGAUUUACGAAGCAGACACGGACGCGGAUCACAAGCUGACGAAAAACGAAAUCUUGGAGAAAUACGAUAUCUUCGUCGGAUCUCAGGCAACGGACUUUGGCGAGGCGAUAACGAGACACGAUGAGUUUUAACUAGGUGCAAUCUCAUAAGAGAAAGAAAAUCAUUAACGAACAAAUUACUUAUAAUACUUAAGUCUACUUAAAAUCUAGUUUAUUUACGAAGAAAAAUAUUUAUCUAUUUGCCCUACAGAUAUCUGUAUCACAACUAAAUCACUAAUUUACUAUCUUAGGAAUCAAGAUGAUGACGACAAUGUAUAUUAGUGUGUAGGCGUAACACCUAAUUCAUACUGUCGCCAUCAUUUUCUUAACUUCCAAAAUGGUAAAUUGAUGAUCUAAUUGUAGAUCUAGUUUAUCUGUGAUUUGCCCUAAUAAGUACAUGUGUUUUAUAUAUCGUGGAUGUUCGCAUAAUUGAUAUUAUAGAAAGAGAGAAUGCAUGAAGUGCUAUAUCUGCCAAAAAUUGUGAAGCUUGAUUUUAGCUGUUGUUACAAUAAAAUUUUUAUAUUGUC